Messenger RNA from Rotaria socialis, 1167 nucleotides. The record is from the annotation of a GenBank genome assembly. Lineage: Eukaryota; Metazoa; Rotifera; Eurotatoria; Philodinida; Philodinidae.
AUGCAAUUCUCAAACUCCAGAAUUAAUCGAGCCUAUCUUCUACUAUGCAUUGGUAUUGUUAUGAUAUUUUGUAUAUCAAUCACUAGUAAGGUUAAUCAUGGUUCUUAUUCAGGAAUAUUUCCAAUCAUAAUCAAUACGUAUUCUGGCCUAAUGAACACAACAAAUUUAUUUGAUAAUUGUUCAUGGGAAUUCGAUCAUUAUUCUCCUAGUGCAUGGGAACACUUUUGGUAUAAUAAUAUCACUUAUUUACAAAAUAAAGUCUGCUCAAAAUUAAAUGAAUACGAUCAACUGAAUAAAAGCAUUCGAUCAUUAGAAUAUAUUAAAGAUUUGCAAAAAAGAAUUUUCAGUGGACCUCUUUUAUCAAAUAAAUAUGAUGAACUUUUUUCUAAAAUGUACUACCGAUCAAAAUGUUCAAAUUCACAAAAAUCUGAUCGUCUUGUUUCACAAUAUAUUGAACCAUUGAUUGGACUUCUUCGGGAUCCCUUAUCAAUAUGUUCUUAUAGCAAUAUUCCUGCAUCAGUUGCAGUCGCUGGAUAUAAUGCAGUGCAAUCGAAACGUUUUUUUCUUCUUGGUCCAUCAGCACCCUAUGAAAAUUUUCAAACAUCAACACCAUCAAUCGCUCCAUGGCUUCAUCAACCAGGUUCAAAAAAAGUUCUCUUUGAUAUUGGUUGUUCACUUUUCAACGGUGUAGAUAAUCCGGUAAAAGUUAGCUCAACCAUAGGUAUUCGCUGGUUUUAUGAAUAUUUUGGUUUGAAUUCAUUAAGUUUUGAUCGGAUAGUUGCAUUUGAAGCAAUUCCGUAUCCUCCAAAAAAAUAUUGGCAACAAAUACCAGAUGAUAUUAUUGGUAUAUUAACAUUUAUUAAUAUUGGUGUUGAAGUUACUGGUAAAACUAAUCCAUGGGGUAUAUUAAAAUCAAUAGCAAAACCCAAUGAUUAUGUAAUUAUUAAACUCGAUAUUGAUACUGCACCAUUGGAAAAUGCACUUGUACAACAAAUUCUUAAUGAUUCAUCAAUAUCUUCACUCAUUGAUGAGAUGUUUUUUGAAAUGCAUGUUACAAUUAAUGAAAUGAGACGUUUUUGGGGUACACCACCGGGUGAAUUAAAAGAUACUUAUAUACUUUUUACUAAACUAAGACAAUUAGGUAUACGUAUGCAUUCAUGGCCAUAG